ACGUGUCUCUACAAACUCCACGAGGUUCUGUUUUCUGUCCAUGACGUCAAUUUUAUUAUUUGAAUUUAUGGAGGUUGUAAGAAACUCAGAGAAGGACAAGAUCACGGCCAACCCGCUCUGGUUGGAGAGAGUCGAGAAUAUUUUGAACCGCUAUAAAUCUUUACAAGAUGCUAGCCUGUCUGAUCAGACCCCUGAGUGCAUUAUGUACAGAGAACCCUCUGACAUCAACGCUGACAUGGAAAGUCAGCGUGCCCUCAAACAGCAACACGAGAUGCAGGAAGAGUUUGUGGCAGAGUUGGUGGGUUCAGGAUCGGAGCAGCUGAAACGCUUGAAAGAGUUCAUUGAACUGAAGCAGAAGCAGGAUUUCCAGAGCUUAAGAGAUGUGACGGACAGAGAAACCAAAGAGAGAAUCAGGCGGCAAGAGAAGCUGAGGGAAGAGCAGCAACAAAGAAUGAAGAUGAUGUACAUAAGAUUGAGAGAGCGACUGAUGGAGCAGCGGGAGCUGCUGCGGAUACAUCGACGGCAGCAGCAUGAGCUCACAGGCUGCUGCUGCUGGGAGAGGUCACAAAGCCUCACCAUCAUCCAGGAGGAGAUCCUGCAGCUCAACAAGCUAAUGAAUGGGUUAGAGGAUUACCCUAACCCCAACCCUAACCCCAACCCCAACCCUAACCCUAACCCCAACACUAACCCUAAACCUGUCCUCCCAGACUAAAGUCUGUUUGGAGGCAGCUGCCUUUGCUGCCACACUGUCUGAGAGCAACUACCCCUGUUUGUGACUUAUUCAGGGAGAUUUGGACAUUUACUAUUUAUCUUUCCGAGGCAUGAAUGGCUGAGCCGCUGCGUACAGUUACGAUGUCACCCCUUCACAUCUGUUUUUUUUCUUUUUUUUAUACUGUCUGUGCUCAUAUGCACUGUAUCUUCAUA
Messenger RNA from Paralichthys olivaceus (Japanese flounder), 924 nucleotides. Its product is annotated as mRNA export factor GLE1-like. NCBI's taxonomy places the organism in Eukaryota, Metazoa, Chordata, Actinopteri, Pleuronectiformes, Paralichthyidae. The record is from RefSeq and is a predicted model, not a curated record.